Molecule: messenger RNA, 543 nt
Organism: Rotaria sp. Silwood2
Lineage: Eukaryota; Metazoa; Rotifera; Eurotatoria; Philodinida; Philodinidae
Source: the annotation of a GenBank genome assembly
AUGAAUGUUGAUGGCUAUUCAUGUAGUAACUUUGAUGAUUUUACUGCGGGUAAAUGUUCAUUGCAAUGUGAUGGUAAGACUCACCAAUGUAACCGUAUGGGUUAUUGGGCUUCAUCUACUAGUGGCAAAGGUGAUCUGUUUUUGAGAACUCAAGAUGCUAACGCUUUUCCAUAUUGCAUAAAUCAUUAUCAAAUUACUCUUCAAUCGGGUUCAGACUAUGCACAAACACGCGGUGUAGUAACUGUUACACUUGUUGGUUCUCUUCAAACAGUUUCUGUCACUUUUGACGAUGGAGAUACAACAUUUACACGAAACUCACUUGUAACUCGUUUCAUUCCACUUACUGUUAAUAUUGGUGAAGUACAACAAGUUGAAAUUGAUUUUAAGAAAAAAGCUAAUUUACUUACAACAUUAUUGUAUUCACCUUCAUGGACGUUUACAAAAGCUACAGUACUCGAUGGUGACAAUCAACAUAGUCGAGUCUUCUGUGCUGGUAAUUCUAUUAAUGCAAAGGAUUCAAAAAUUCGAUUAGCUUCAUGUUAA